GACAGCCCACACAUGUCAUCCCAACCUUACCCACGUCGCAACUCCAUGAUUAGAGAGUCUUCACGCUCAAGAGCUGGUUCCGGCGUUGGAAAAGCUCCGAGCUCUCGGUCAAGGCCUUCCAGAGCAUCCAUUUCCGGUCCUGCACCUCACAUAAAUAACGACCCCUCACAAUCAACCACUCCUGUUCCAGCCCAAGCGAUUUUCAUCCCAAGCUCAGCACCAGCUACACACCCAUGGGGUCACUCUUUCCCAGGCACUCUUCCACCUCCACAUGAUCAAUCUGGAACUAAUGGCAGUCAAAGGAGGAUGUCGAUAGAUUACGGUGCAACACCUUCCUCUUUAGGUCAUGAUAAUAGUUUGAGAGAUGAGGACGGAAAAACUUCAGAGUCGCUCUCGGAAAGAAGAAGAAGAAGACGCGAAUCACACAAUGCAGUUGAAAGAAGACGGCGCGACAACAUCAAUGAAAGGAUCGCCGAGCUGGCCACUCUCCUCCCGGAGGAGUUGCUCCUCGACGUCGGACCACCUAAUUCGAGGACAAACAAACCUUUACAGACCCCUUCACAGACUCAUCAACAACUACUUGAGCCAAUGUCUCCAAGACACCCAGAUCAAAUCCCAACUUCAUUCAGUGGCAGAUUAGAAACUCUCGAUGAAACACAAGUGGCAAACCUCCAACAGGGUCAGUCUCCACAAGCUGCGCAAACUCAGUCACAGCAAAAGCAGCAAGCCGUAGCUGCUGCUGCUGCUGGGAAGCCAAACAAGGGUGUUAUACUUAGAAAAUCCGUUGAUUAUAUUAGGUAUCUGCAGCAAGUCGUCGAUGCACAAGCAACAGCGCAGAGGGAAAUGCAAACUGAGUUACAGUAUUAUCGUAAAACCCAUCCACAAUCGGUAGGAGCGGCUCAGACAUCAGUUAGGGAGGGCAACGCAGCAGGUGGGGUCUCAUCACCACAAGGUUUACUCUUACAAUUCGACAAGCAACCGAACCAGAGAGAGAACAGCGCAUCUGCAGUAUCGGGAUCGGCAGUUAGUGAUGGUAGUGAAGAUUUCGUCAACCCACCUGCACCACCCUUACAACCAUUAGUCAAACAUGAAGAGCUUAGGAUAGAUGAUAUGAACACAUUCGAUUAUGGGCUAGAUUUCAGCCAAUAUGAUUUCAACGUCCACAAUCAACAUCCUCAACAUAAUUAUGUCCAAUCUGCUAUGGAGCAGUGAGGGUGUUUAUUAUUUCGUGUUUCUUUUUCAUAGUAUGCCUAAAACCGACUUGGUCAAAACUCCUUGUCACCCCGGCGAUAGUUCUCAACUUUUCUUUUUAAUUCAACACACGACUAUUUGUCUUCUUGUUUCAUGUUGUAC
This is a messenger RNA of Wallemia mellicola CBS 633.66, 1353 nucleotides long. Its product is annotated as HLH-domain-containing protein. The record is from RefSeq and is a predicted model, not a curated record. Gene Ontology annotation, molecular function: RNA polymerase II cis-regulatory region sequence-specific DNA binding; protein dimerization activity; DNA-binding transcription factor activity, RNA polymerase II-specific. The coding region runs from base 13 to 1212 and encodes 399 amino acids. Lineage: Eukaryota; Fungi; Basidiomycota; Wallemiomycetes; Wallemiales; Wallemiaceae. The transcript has a single exon. Gene Ontology annotation, biological process: regulation of transcription by RNA polymerase II.